AUGAGACCCCUGGGUGCCUCUUCGGCUAAGAAGGUGCAGCUCGUGCUCUUGCUCACACUGAUGACCAAGCUCACCUGUGACGCAGAGGCCAUGACAAGCUGCUGCAUGCGCAAGCUGCACCCAUGCACACUGUAUGAGUUGCUGUGUCGUGCGGGACACCGGAACCUCACCGACCCGGACAGGAUACUCAGCCGCCUGAGCAGCGACGCUGCCGCCGGGAUCCUCACACUGGGCAAACGGAAAGCGACCGAAACCCGGUACCAGGAUCGACUGCAGCAUCUUCUGCACAGUUCACGCAAUCAAGCUGCAGGGAUCCUUACUAUGGGCAAGAGAGACGGAGAGAGCGGACACGAUACCGUUCACACUCCCAUUAAACUGGACCUCGAGAGACCACUGAAGUACCUGAUCCAACCUGGAGACAGAGACUCAUACGGACAAUGA
This is a messenger RNA of Neoarius graeffei (lesser salmon catfish), 441 nucleotides long. RefSeq names its product hypocretin (orexin) neuropeptide precursor (gene hcrt). Gene Ontology annotation, biological process: neuropeptide signaling pathway; feeding behavior. Bases 1 to 441 code for a protein of 146 amino acids. The transcript is spliced from 2 exons. Lineage: Eukaryota; Metazoa; Chordata; Actinopteri; Siluriformes; Ariidae. The record is from RefSeq and is a predicted model, not a curated record.